This is a messenger RNA of Ctenocephalides felis (cat flea), 608 nucleotides long. RefSeq names its product adrenodoxin-like protein, mitochondrial (gene Fdx1). Gene Ontology annotation, molecular function: 2 iron, 2 sulfur cluster binding. The coding region runs from base 79 to 591 and encodes 170 amino acids. The record is from RefSeq and is a predicted model, not a curated record. Gene Ontology annotation, cellular component: mitochondrion. The transcript is spliced from 5 exons. NCBI's taxonomy places the organism in Eukaryota, Metazoa, Arthropoda, Insecta, Siphonaptera, Pulicidae. Gene Ontology annotation, biological process: positive regulation of oxidoreductase activity; P450-containing electron transport chain.
GUUUCCGCCGUUUUCACGAAUCGUCGAUAGGUGUAAGGCGAUGUCACUUAAAAGUUAUUACGCACCGCAUUAUUAUAAAUGGCAAACGUUUUUAGAAAAUAUAUAUGUGCGCUAACAUGUCAUGGCACAGUGCAUGGUAAACUAAAUAAACUAGAGAUUUUUAGAAGGCAAUUGCACCUCAGUGGACAUAUGAAACAUGGGGAGUACGAAUGGAAGGACCCAAAGUCGCCGUCAGAAAUAGUUAAUGUGAUUUUUAUUAAUAAGGAUGGAACAAGGAUACCUAUUAAGGGAAAAGUCGGUGAUAAUGUAUUAUAUUUAGCACAUAGGCAUGGUAUUGAUAUGGAAGGGGCAUGUGAGGCAUCUUUGGCUUGUACAACUUGCCAUGUUUAUGUGAGCGAUAAACAUAGAGAUAGCUUGCCUGAACCUCUAGAGAAGGAAGAUGAUUUAUUAGACAUGGCACCAUUCCUUAAAGAAAAUUCUAGAUUAGGUUGCCAAAUUAUUCUAACCAAAGACUUAGAUGGUAUAGAGCUGCAAAUGCCCCAAGCUACUAGGAACUUUUAUGUAGAUGGUCAUAAACCGAAACCACAUUAGUUUUAUUGAAAACCUGU